GUUUCCGCCACAGACUAUGACGAUUUAACGUGGCUCUGCUAGCUUUGUAACAAAUCAGAGAAUUUACUGGUUUUUAAUCCCUGUCGAUAUCCAACGUCACAUCGGUAGAUCGGCAAUAGCGCAACAAGCUUGUGUCGAAUAAGAAGCUGUGGAGGGGCAACUGGGACCAGAAAAGACCCAUAUUCGUCAUCGUCACGGACUGACGGUUAAUUAAAUUGAUCGGAUUCAGUAGAAGAACUGCGGGCAUCAUCCGACCUUCUUUUAAGACCGAAAUACCGUUUGAUGUUCCCAAUCGACGUCAAAUCUCUUUCACCGAUCGACGACCCUCUUAAUCCUGUCGCUGCAAACAAUUACCAAAAAUCGCCAUCAUGGGCGCAAAAGCGGGUUUCGCGCUGAAGCUGGUGCAGUGGUUCUUCCGAGGCAUCCAGUUCUGCUGCAGCGCUCUUAUUCUCGCCAUCUUCUCAUAUUUCCUCGCGACCCUGAGCAAUCGCGGCUUAACGAUACCAACAUGGACCCGUGCCGUUGAAGGAAUCUCGGGUAUUGGUGUACUAUACACCAUCGUCGGUCUAUUGCUUCUGUGCUGCCUAGCCGGACAUCCGUUUACAUCCUUCAUCGCCAUCGUCCUGGAUAUCUGCUUCAUCGGCGCAUACAUCUACGUAGCUAGUUCCACUAGAGCAGGCGCCAGCAGCUGCACCGGCACGGUGGACACCGUCUUUGGAAGUGGCCAAGCCGAGAGUCUGAUCAACGACAAACACCCGACCUACCGAGAAGCUUGUCAGAUGGAGACUGCAUGUCUAGCGGUUUCGAUAGUUGCGAUCCUCUUCUUCGUCUUCUCUGCAGCUCUCGAGGUCGUUCUCGUCCGCCACCGACGCAAGGAACAGCGAUUCGGCCCAAGUCCAGCUAACAACUACACUUCGGGCUACGCCAAGCGUCGCGGCCUACUCGGUCUCUUCCGCAAAAAGCGAACUGCCGAUGCGGAGGACCCCAACGUUCUACCCGCGCACACCCAACCGGACCAGAUGCGCCAGAGUUACAACACGGAGGCUACGGCGGUUGGUCCUGAGACCGGAACCUACAAUAACAAGUACCAGUACGACGGACAAGUGGCGUACCCCGAGACCGGUACCGCCACGACGCACACCACGCCGGCCGGCUAUCGCUACUAAGCGGGCUCGGACCUGCGACGGAUGCAUGAGACUGUUGAUGAAUAUGAACAUGAUGAGGACAAAUAGUGCCUUGUACGAAGCAGAUAUGAACUGGAAGUGAUACCCUGCAGGGGUUGACAUAUGGGACGGUUGUCACGCGCUGCUUUACGGGAAUCAGAAUGAGAUUGCUGGAUACAGCUGAGGGGUAUGUGGUUGCUUAAUGAUGAUAAUUCUGUCGCAAAGUUGGGACUGUGUAUCAUAAUGUGGAUGGCCAUAGUCGAACCCCUGGAUUUCGGGGUCAUGACCGGGGAUGCUGUAGUUAUGUCAGAUGAAUCAACACGAUAUUUGUAUUCGUGA
This is a messenger RNA of Annulohypoxylon maeteangense, 1502 nucleotides long. RefSeq lists its product as uncharacterized. Bases 369 to 1166 code for a protein of 265 amino acids. The transcript has 3 exons. The record is from RefSeq and is a predicted model, not a curated record. NCBI's taxonomy places the organism in Eukaryota, Fungi, Ascomycota, Sordariomycetes, Xylariales, Hypoxylaceae.